AUGGUCUCCGGUUUGUGGCUAAUAACGGUGGUUCCUGUUCUUGUGAUGGUUCUCGGUGGUACAACCUUUCUAAAGAUGGUGGUUUUCAGCUCAGUUUACAAACCGGUUUCACACCGGUUCACUCUAAACCAGUCUCAAACCGGUUAUAGUGACAAUAUAUGCGAACCGGUGGGAACUGAUGGUUUGGUUCUGCAUCGGAUCGGUUCUAGCUUGGACCGGUUCAAGGGUGAACAUGUUUUCAGUUCGGAUCGUGAAGCGCAAUACUGGCUCACUGACGUAGAGAUGUCCCAUCGUUCACAACCAUCAGCAGGUGUGCGCUCAGGCUUGGCCGCAAUUGAUGAACAUAAUCGUUCGUGGCACGAAAUUCAAAUUCCGGCUGCUUCAGGAUCACACUCAAAACCGUGUCAGAAUCUACUUCUAGAAACAAAGAACCUCUCAACACUCUUGAAUGUGCUCACAACCUUCCAUUUGCUAUUUCCACUAUCACACCUUGUUCCCACGUCUCAGUAAAGGAAAGAAAAGAAAAGGGAAUGAGUAUACCGAGGGAAAAGAAAGGAAUUGUAUUUUCGUGUUCCUAAGUUCGAAUUCCAAAGAAAAGAAAGGGUAAUAAAAAAAAUGUGUUCCAAAUUUGAAGAGAAAAGAAAAAGAAAACAUGCAGCUUUACAAUUAUACCCUUGUUCGGAACGAUUAAUGUUGUUUUGCCAACUGUGCCGUAUUCAUGCCCAGAUUAUCAACAACUCUAUGUUUCUUUUUGCAGAGUUUUAUUAUUAUUAUUUAAAUUACACAAUGCAUUUAUUGUUACGAAAUACUAGUCUAGCAGGUAUACAACUGAACAUGAAGUGGUUAUACUGUUUAUGUAAAUGGCAUAGCUAGGCUAAUUAUGAGUGAUUGAAAGAACCUA
Molecule: messenger RNA, 901 nt
Organism: Lactuca saligna
Lineage: Eukaryota; Viridiplantae; Streptophyta; Magnoliopsida; Asterales; Asteraceae
Source: the annotation of a GenBank genome assembly